UCAGUUAAUCUGUUCAGUUCAGUCUAAUCUGAAAUAUUUAAGUAGACGGUUGAGUCUCGGGUCAACAGUUCAACGUUUCUAUAUGUCAAUACGAGAGGAAUAUUAAUAAGUCUUCGUUAUUGUUCGGCCGUUCAGUUAUUUCAAGUUUUAUUGUUAGGAGUGGUUUUGAUUGAAGGCUUCAUUAUUAUGGCAUCGAAGAAAUUUAUCAAUUCCGUUGACAAUGUUGUCCAUGAGACAUUGACUGGACUGUGCGCUGUUUAUCCGGGAUUGAAUUAUCAUUCAUUAAAGAGAGUUGUGCUCGCUUCCAAUGAUAAUGAAAAAGACAGAAGUAAAGUAUCUGUUAUCUGCGGUGGAGGAAGUGGACACGAGCCCUUUAGUGCAGGAUUUGUGGGAACUGGAAUGCUCAAUGCUAGCAUCGCUGGCUCGGUUUUUGCUGCACCACCACCUAAUCACGUUCUCUAUGCGCUAAAAUCUGUUCAAGGCAAUGCGGGAACUUUGGUAAUCAUUCCUAAUUACACUGGAGAUUGUUUGAAUUUUGGCAUUGCAAUCGAAAGAGCUAGGCAGGAAGGUCAAAAGAUUUUAGAAAUUGUCAUCGGUGAGGAUUGCAGCAUUCCUAGUAACGAAUUAGGGAGAGCAGGGAAACGAGGGCUAGUGGGUAUGCUCUUCGUCAUAAAAAUUGCAGGAGCACUCUCACAGAGGGGUAAAUCACUAGAGGAUGUUCAUCAACACGCUACAAUUAUUUCUGAGAACAUUGCUACAUACGGAGUUGGCUUGACGGCUUGCUCUCUACCGGGACAAGGACCCAUGUUCACCCUCCCGGAUGAUGAGAUGGAAGUCGGCUUGGGGGUUCAUGGCGAGGCUGGGUAUAAUAGAAUGAGGAUUCAGGAAGCAAGAGACAUUGUUGCCAUCAUGUUAAAUAGAAUUUCACAGUCAUUGUCUUUGCGGAGAGGAGAUGAUAUCGCUGUUAUCAUUAAUAAUUUCGGAGGAACCAGCCAGCUGGAACAGGGAAUUGUAGCUCAUGAAGUGGUCGACUAUUUGAAAAAGAAAGGGAUAAAUCUGUUGAGAAUUUACUCUGGAGUACUCAUGACAUCGUUGGACAGUACGGGAAUUCAUGUGUCUAUUGUGAAGCUUCCUCAGGCUCAUAAAGAUCUCUACAUUCAGUGCUUGGAUGACCCCACUGAGGCCCCCUGCUGGCCAGGACGUUCAUACAGUUUGCCGUCAAACUCAACACCACAAUUUACAGAUGAGAGCCAUGUAACUGUUCCUGAAAUGGGGAAACAGCUCGGAAAUGAAGCAACUAAGAUUUUAAGAGAAUGCUUGAGGAAUGCUUGCCAAGCCAUUACCAAGAAUGAAGAGAAAUUAAAUAAUUUAGAUCGUGGGUGUGGAGAUGGUGAUUGUGGAUCUACUCACAGAAAACUAGCUGAGGGAAUUCUUUCAUCAUUGGAAACAUUUAAAAUAUCUCAUCCGGCUUCUUUAUUGAUCGAACUCUCCGGAAUCGCUGAGGAGGGCAUGGGAGGCACUUCCGGGGCUGUUUACAGUUUAUUCUUUGCAACAGCUGCAACAACUCUGACUCAAAAUUCAUCAAAGGUCAAUUGGAAUGAAUUGUUGACUGAUGCUUGGAGAAGUGGUAUUGAUGGAGUGAUGAAGUACAGUAAAGCUCGGCCUGGAGAUCGAACAAUGCUAGAUGCCCUAGACCCAGCUCAGAAAGCGUUCGACGAUAAUUCAACAAAACCCCUGAAAGAAGCACUGAAGGCCGCAGCAGACGCGGCACAGAAAGGUUGCGCAGCUACUGAGAAAAUGCUCCCCAAAGCUGGAAGAGCAUCGUACGUCAAAAACUCCGAUUUCCUUACGAACGUGGAUGCUGGUGCAUUCGGUGUAGUGAUCUGGCUCAGAGCAGUAGUAGAAACGCUAUCGAAACUUUAAUAAAUCGAAAUUGAAAUAAAACAAGACCGUUCGUACAUAAAGAGCCUCUUUGGUUUACAUAAUUUAAUGCGAUGAAUACUUUACACGUUUACGUCGCAAAUGAGGGAUUAUAAAUAUUCUAACAAGGAUUUUUAUGAAAAAAUAGAAGAGCAGUGGUUAGACCGAAAUUUGUCAACAAUAAAUGAAAAUGCACAAAUUUU
Molecule: messenger RNA, 2123 nt
Organism: Diachasmimorpha longicaudata
Lineage: Eukaryota; Metazoa; Arthropoda; Insecta; Hymenoptera; Braconidae
Product: triokinase/FMN cyclase-like
Exons: 9
Coding region: 187-1923 (578 amino acids)
Biological process (GO): glycerol catabolic process
Cellular component (GO): cytosol
Molecular function (GO): glycerone kinase activity
Source: RefSeq, a predicted model, not a curated record